UCAUUUGAGUUGUGAGCACAGUGUGGAAAUGAUUCUCUUACUCAAGACGCUUCUUUAUGGCCUGCUGCUCCUCGCCCCCGCGGAAGUCUCAGCUCGGAUUAAUGCCCGAAAGUCGGCGAACGAGGCGAGUCUCUAUAGCGAUACAGACAAUGUGAUCAUGCUGGACAUCGGAUCGCUGAGGCCGGCUCUCAACAUGAGCAACGGCAAGCUGGUGCAGUUCCUCAACAGUUUCUGCGGCGACUGUCAACGCUUCGCACCUAUCUUCAAGACCCUCUCCCGUGACUUGUACAAGUGGCGUAGAAUUCUCCGCAUUUACGGCGUAGACUGCGCCCAGGAGAGAAAUGCAGGGCUCUGUAGGGAUUUCAAUAUCCGGCAGACGCCCUCACUGCGGUUCUUCAGUCCCGACACACAAAAGAACCACCAAGUUCUUGGCGCUGUCGUUCCAGGACAGGAUCCCAAGUUGAUUAAGUCAGUGCUGGCCGAAAUGCUAUCCCAAAAUGACUACGGACCCGGCCAGCCAAACUUUCGCCCUCUAAAACCAAAUGACGAUACAAAAUCUCUGUUGCUUGAUUUUAAAGAUCUGGAAAGUCCGGUAAAAUUCAUUGCUCUUGUCCUCCAGCCAAAGGAUUCCAAGAUUGGCAGAGACACUCUACUGGAACUGCUUCCAUUCAAAGAAGUUGCAGUGCGGAUCGUUGGGGAUGCAGGAGAUUUUGCCAACUUUGGACUCCAAUCAUCCAACCAGAAAUUGGCCAUAAUAGAUCGAAAUGGAAGUGCCCAGUAUCUGACAGCUUCUUCGGAUACAAGUGAAGCCUACGCAGCUACUGUAGGGGAUUUCCUUAAGAACCUGAACUAUAAACCAGAUCCACCUCUUCCCAUUAUGGCACGCUCAAAUAUGACUGAGUUCCUGGACCAGCAACAUCAAGCGAUUCUUGCCGAGGUCCUCAAGCCGCCACCGAAGGUCUAUCGGGCUGAUUUGGAGCAGGCCAUCGACAAACUCCUGCAUAUCGAACUUCGCAAAACUCUCUCUUUGGAGGGUAAUAACCUGAAUGCCCUUAAGAAUAUUAUUACGGUUUUGACCUAUCUGAAUCCAUUAAACAAAGAUGGAAAGUUAUUAAUGGGUGAUCUGCGCAAUUCGCUAAAACCCUUGCAGAGUAUUAAAGGAGCUGAGUUUGCGGACUUGGUUGAUUCCCUAGAAAAGAAUCGUAAGAUUUUUAAGGGAAGGCGUUACGUUGGCUGCAUUGGAUCACGGCCCUUAUUGCGGAGUUUUACCUGCUCCAUGUGGACAUUGUUUCAUUAUUUGACAGUGGAGGCUGCCAAGCCACCAAACUACUUUGCACCGGGCUCAAUACUAAUAACCAUUCACGGUUUCGCCAAGUACUUCUUUGGCUGCACGGAUUGUUCCGAGCACUUUCAACAGAUGGCCAUUCGUCGGAACAUGAGAUCGGUUAAAACGCACGACGAGGAAAUCCUUUGGCUAUGGGCUGCUCAUAACGAAGUCAAUCAACGUAUUGCUGGCGACUCCACAGAGGAUCCCAAAUUCCCGAAGAUUCAGUUUCCCAGCCCCGACAAUUGCCCCACUUGCCGGAACAACAACUCAGAGUGGCAAAACGAAGAAGUUCUCAAGUAUUUAAAAACACUCUAUGAUAAGAAAAAUCUAAGCUUCUACGGACUUCCCACUCCACAAGGUUACGAUUGAUGAUGUAUUUUUAAAUCCUAAUGGAAAUAACAACUAUUGUUAUAUAUAAUCUCAAAAACCUAUAUUGGAAUGAUCCUAAAAUAAAAAUAAAAAAAAGUAUAA
Molecule: messenger RNA, 1798 nt
Organism: Drosophila subpulchrella
Lineage: Eukaryota; Metazoa; Arthropoda; Insecta; Diptera; Drosophilidae
Product: sulfhydryl oxidase 2-like
Exons: 1
Coding region: 29-1696 (555 amino acids)
Biological process (GO): protein folding
Cellular component (GO): Golgi membrane
Molecular function (GO): protein disulfide isomerase activity; flavin-dependent sulfhydryl oxidase activity
Source: RefSeq, a predicted model, not a curated record